UAGAACUCUAGUUGAUAAAUGUUGUGCUUAAUGGUUUUUUUAAACAUAUUAUUUACAGGGUGACGCAGCCAGGCUUGGCUAUAUUCCUCCAAAUCCAAAAUUGAUCUCCGACUUCACCGCUCCACCAGGUUCAACGGAAUACUACAACAACAGAUUUGUACCAAACCUCAACUAUCCGCCUGCGCUGAUGUGUGUUAAAAUUUUUCAGAGAUAUGGCAAAUUUAUCUGUUGUCAUAAAAAGUACGAAAUCUUCAAAAAGAUGAGUUCACGCUUCCUCACGUGA
Messenger RNA from Strongylus vulgaris, 283 nucleotides. Lineage: Eukaryota; Metazoa; Nematoda; Chromadorea; Rhabditida; Strongylidae. The record is from the annotation of a GenBank genome assembly.